UUUAGAAAGUUUCUUAAAUUCCGCAACACGGAAGUACUUUUUUUUGUGUGUGUUGCUGACAAGCUGGUUACUCCUCGUUACAGGGCGGCAGCUUCGAUCGCACAUGGCAGACUACAAACGGGUUGUGUUUCAGCUCGCAAAGCGGUUCACAAAUAUAUUCAGAACACACUAUGCAGCCGGUCUGUAUACCUCAGUGUUGUGUGCAGCCUGUCCGAGUGGUGAGAUGCCUUUGGAUAUACGGCGUAAAAAACAACAUUAAUUUAUUGGGUUAGGCUGAAAGGCUGUUAAGUUGAGCAUCCCACUGCUACUGUUCUAGAUGACUGUUGGGAAUAUACAAGUAGACAAGGCAGUGGUUUUGGUUGGACAGUUGGAAAAACUUGCUGAUAAGAAUGGUUGGAGGUUGGCCCUUCCGUGGUGAUUAAGUAUGGGGAUGUGCUUACCGUGCCUUGGUGGACCUGGAAACGACUUGUCCACCACACCAGAUCGAGAGACAAGGAGACUUGAGCUGGCAGAGGCCGCUGAGAAGAGACAGAAAGAGACAACCUACAGGGGUGUCAAAAACCCCCAAGCAGUUGAGAGAAAUAAAAAGAAUAAGGAGAUGGAGAAACAAGAGAUGAGACCGUCUCCGCCUGGAGGAGGAGGAGGAGGGAUGAAGGUUAGUCCUCAUAUUUUCAACACAGAUUAUGUCAUGUCACAGUCUGCCUGCAACUUCAGGAGUGGCAGGUAGGCUAAAGAUAGACAUGGAGAGAUCCUGGAAGUCUCAAUGUAGACUGAGGUUCAGCUAACAACAUGAAGAGUGUUGGUACCAGUUGACUUAAAGGCUUUUUUUUUUUUUUUUAAAUGUCAGCCCAUUCUACUAGAUUUUUUUAUUUUUAAAUGCAAGGUUUUUUUUAUAUUUUUUUUAGAGCCGAUUGUGUGUCUGCAUCUCUCAACUUCGUAGGAUAGUUUGCCGGGCUUUGACGCUGGUUAAAAAAAUAAAAAAUAAAGAUUCUGUUGGCCAAUGUUGGCCGUGUGAAUCACAGGACAUGCCUCCCUUAAUGCCAAGAUAUACAAGAGAAUAUGCAAGCCAGCCAAUGGAGCUUUAGAACAGACAGGGUGGCGUAGCUAUGAAUAGAAUAUAAACACUCAGAGGAAAUAUGCUCUCACACUACAUCGAUAAACUGUACCAGGCGUCUUGCAGUGAACUCUCUCUCUUUGUGUUCUCUUUGUCCUCUCGCCUUUCUUUCUCUCAGCCAUUUCCACUUUGCCAGCUUUAACACCAUGGCGCUUACUUCUUUUGCAAUUGUUUCAGACAUUUUGAACUUUGAGGAAUAUUCUUGUGAUCUAUUUACUGUAUAGUAUAUUUUCCUUCUAAAAUUAUUUUAUGCAACAAAGUCCUUUUUACUGUUCAAAAUAGGCCUAGAUGAUUCAAAUGUCAUUUUCUAUUGUAGAUCAGUGUGAAAAGAACUACGUUUCCCAUAGCUACUGAUGAACCACAUGUGAACGUUUUAGAGUUCCCGCACCAGCACUAUUCAGUUGACUUUUCUAUUGUAGAUCAGUGUGAAAAGAACUACGUUUCCCAUAGCUACUGAUGAAUGUUUUAGAGUUCACGCACCAGCACUAUUCAGUUGACUUCACUUUAGUGUUUGAUUUUCAUAUGUCUGUGCAAUAUAAGUUAUUUGCUACACGUUGUAUUGGUUUGUAAUGUAUGAAGAAAAUGCUAUAUUUUAAAUGAGGUAAGAAGUUUGAGUCGUGAAAGCCUGAUGAAAGUGUUUUUUUUAUGCAUGAAUAUUUCUUCUUUUUUCCCUCUCAUUUCAACCUGUUCAGUAAUAUUGUUGUCAUGACAAUGUUCCAGGAAUUAUUUUAUCCAAACAUACACCGGUGUCACAAUGUUCUUUCUUGGGUAUGCAGUCUGUUGUCAGGAUGGUAAUAGGACUACCGUUAUUCACCAGGUUUCAGUCCAUUUCAGUUCAGGAAGUACACUGAAAUUACAAUGAUCUGCAAUGCUUUUCAAUGAGGAACAUUUUUUUUGGAUUUACUUUCUGAAUUGAAAUAGAAUUGACCCCAACCCUGUCAUCCACUGGGGCGUACCUGUCCACGAUGAUACCUGCAGAUCUGUCAUCCACUGGGGCGUACCUGUCCACGAUGAUAACUCUGCAGAUCUGUCAUCCACUGGGGCGUACCUGUCCACGAUGAUAACUCUGCAGAUCUGUCAUCCACUGGGGCGUACCUGUCCACGAUGAUAACUCUGCAGAUCUGUCAUCCACUGGGGCGUACCUGUCCACGAUGAUAACUCUGCAGAUCUCAGAAGGAAAUGGGAAGAGAGCCUGAACCAGCAGGUGUUAUUGUGCACUUGGAAGUAUUGCAUUUAUACCUGCCUUGCUUUUUAUACUUGAGGUUUCUUCUUCCUAUACCCACCUAGUGCUUCAAAGGCUCUUGCCAUUUUGAGGUGCAUGAAGUCACGCCAAUGUCAUUUUGUUGAAAUAAAGUUGUCAGAUGAC
This is a messenger RNA of Salvelinus fontinalis (brook trout), 2480 nucleotides long. Its product is annotated as small VCP/p97-interacting protein-like. Gene Ontology annotation, cellular component: endoplasmic reticulum membrane. The transcript is spliced from 5 exons. Lineage: Eukaryota; Metazoa; Chordata; Actinopteri; Salmoniformes; Salmonidae. The coding region runs from base 425 to 727 and encodes 100 amino acids. The record is from RefSeq and is a predicted model, not a curated record. Gene Ontology annotation, biological process: negative regulation of retrograde protein transport, ER to cytosol; positive regulation of autophagy; negative regulation of VCP-NPL4-UFD1 AAA ATPase complex assembly.